Cuscuta europaea is the source of this 1870-nucleotide messenger RNA. The record is from the annotation of a GenBank genome assembly. NCBI's taxonomy places the organism in Eukaryota, Viridiplantae, Streptophyta, Magnoliopsida, Solanales, Convolvulaceae.
CCCAAAAAGGCAAAAGACCCUAUUUUCUUCCUACUACACACGAUCACAGUCACAGAUGUCCAAGAGCAAGCGUUUGGAAAAGGGAAAGCAAGCGUAGGGCAACGGCUUUACCGGCAUCACUUCGGUCAGUGGUUAAUCAAGCUUUUAUCUGUGAAUCAGCGUUUGUUUUGUUGCUCUUCUACUUAUGAGUGACAAAAACUUAGCCAACACAAGACAACCAUCUGGAGAAGUUGAUUUUGGCGGAGUAGGAGAUUUUGAAGCUAAAAAUGUACAAAUUCUUUCAGAGGAUAAUGAUGCUUCCAAUAAACAGAUUAAGUGUUCAAUUGAUAGGCUUAGUGCAUUGCCAGAUUGCUUAGUUAUUCACAUCCUUUCUUUUCUGGAUUUGAAGAAAGCUGCUAUUACGAGUGUUUUGGGUAAAAGAUGGAGAUAGCUUUGGGCAGAGUUGCCCAAGCUUGAGUUCGAUUUCUGGGGGAGCAGGUAUGAGGAAACUAAGAAAAUAAGUGUCUUUGUGGCUUGGGUUCAUAAGACCCUUGCUACUCGUCAUGGGAAGUAUCUGGAGAAGUUGACAGUUAGAUUUCCCUACCACAAAUGUUUUUCUUCCGAUGUUGAUAACUGGCUUGAGUUUGCUUCAAAAAACAAGGUGAAAGAAAUUGAUUUUAACCUAAUCACCCCGGAAGAUUUCUAUACUCUUUGUGACAGGAUGUAUUCAUACCCUUCCUUGACAUCAUUGUCGUUGAGUGGAUGCAUUUUGAAUCCUGAAAGAAAAAUUGAGUGGCAGUCUUUGACUUCAUUAGAGAUUUCAAAUAUGGAUCUGCCUCAGAGUGUGGUUGAAAAAGUACUAUCAUGUUGUUCAGUUUUGAAUAGCUUGAAUCUGCGGACUUGUUGGGGAUUUACUUGUUUGGAUAUAAACUCCCCAAAUCUUUGUAAGCUUCGAGUGCAUGACUCCAACAAAGAUGAAAGUGAAAAUUUCCUUGAGAUCUCGGCACCCUAUCUAAAAUCUUUGGUUCUUUCGUUGUAUCCGAUAGAAAGAAAGUUGAAGCUCACUAACCUUUCAUCUCUUGUUAGUGCUCAUUUUAGAUUCGCUGGAUCUACUUGGGAUCCAAUGUAUGAGGAUGUCCUCAGUAACACGAAAGAAAUCUUUGAAAACAUUCAACAUGUCAAGGAGCUUGAGCUUGGUUAUGAGCUCCUAGGGGCUAUAGCAGCAUUGGCGCUGGAUGCUAGUUGGCAGCUUCCCAAAUCCACUCGAAAGAGUUUGAAAAUAAAUAUGUUUAUGAAUGGUGAGGAUUAUGUUUCUGCCAUUGUAAGUCUGCUUGAAUCCUCUCCUGAUCUGGUGGCAUUGGUCAUAGAUUGCGAUGAUCCAUUUGGGGUGGAGGAGGAUAGUUGGGAACCACCUGCAAGGGGUGAUUUAGGGUGUGACUUAUUGCACCUGAAGACGGUUGAGUUGAUUGGCUCGGCAGAUGCAGUUCUUGGCGGUGAACCAUUGCUUACAUUGGCACGAGUCAUUCUCAAGAGGGCAACAACCUUGGAAAAGAUGUCAAUUUUGGUAACUACUGAAACUAUAGAUGAAUUUGUCAAGAUAUGUCAAACCUUGCUCACUUACCCGAGAUCCUCACCAAACGCAGCCAUCCACUUCCUUUAGAGCAUUGCUUUUUUCUUUUGUUUUGACAUUCUUCCGAUCUUUAUCAAAUGUCCAAUAUAGCGUAUAUGUAUUUAGACACGAAUUUAUAUCAUGUCUUUCAUACAUCAACUUGGAUGUGCCCCUUGGUAUAUGCAGGGGACCCACGAUUUCAAGUCAACGACAGUGAAUUAUUUUUUGUUGGUGAAUUUAUUUUCGCUAGUGCAUUGAGGCAAAUUUUUUCACUAGUGUAGA